This is a messenger RNA of Gekko japonicus, 554 nucleotides long. It is a transcript of the gene SCG5, whose product is annotated as secretogranin V. Gene Ontology annotation, biological process: regulation of hormone secretion; neuropeptide signaling pathway. NCBI's taxonomy places the organism in Eukaryota, Metazoa, Chordata, Lepidosauria, Squamata, Gekkonidae. The record is from RefSeq and is a predicted model, not a curated record. Gene Ontology annotation, cellular component: secretory granule. Gene Ontology annotation, molecular function: enzyme regulator activity.
CCGCUAAAGCACGGAAGAAGGCGCACACACAGCAGCUUCUCCAGCUCCGGGCGGUUGCAAAACAUACUGACAGCAUCAUGGCCACAACCUUGUUUGGCAGUGUGUUCCUUCUGCUGGCCUUUAGGCUAGCUUUGACUUUUGGUCACAAUCCUAGGACACCAGACAGAGUUUCUGAAGCUGAUAUUCAAAGACUUCUCCAUGGGGUUAUGGAGCAACUGGGCAUUGCCAGACCCCGAGUUGAAUACCCUGCCCACCAAGCAACAAAUCUGGUUGGUCCACAGAGUAUUGAAGGUGGUGCACAUGAAGGUCUGCAACACUUGGGUCCAUAUGGAAAUAUACCCAAUAUUGUUGCUGAGUUAACUGGUGACAACAUACCUAAAGAUUUCAGUGAAGAUCAAGGAUAUCCUGACCCUCCAAAUCCUUGCCCAGUUGGAAAAACAGUUGAUGAUGGAUGUCUCGAAAACACACCUGACACAGCACAAUUCAGCAAAGAAUUCCAGCUUCACCAGCACCUGUUUGAUCCAGAGCAUGACUAUCCCAGCAUGGGCAAAUGG